UCUGAUUUUGGUAAGAGACUCACAACUGCAAACAUCCAUUUAAAGAAGGAGAUCUCUGCAUAUUGUUGCACUUUGUACUCUACGGGAAGAUCAAAUGCAGCUGUAAGAUUUAUUCAGCCACCCACCAAGAGACAAGCUUAUGCGGCUCACUCCAUCUCUCCUAUGAUUUGUCUGCUAUACAGAGGUUUUCUACAGGAAUAAGACUAUCUGACGAUCUGUAAAUAUUUUGCUGCCCAAACCAAGUUAUUUGCAUAUCACAUAAUAUAGCAUCUGUGGGACUUUUACAAGGAACCAUGCAAUUGGUUCUUAGGCACUGCUGUUUAGCACUUGCUCUAACCACAUAUCUAUUUGUGGCAGUCCGGGCAGAUUGUAGCAUGGAUUGUGCCACUUGUGCUUACCACCUGGGACAACAAGCAGAACUAAACUCUUUGGCUUGUACAUUGGAAUGUGAAGGGAAGUUGCCAUUAGCCAAAGCCUGGGGAACCUGCAAAGAGCUACUACAAGCAGCUAAAGAGGACAAUGUGCAAGAAGGAGAAAAGGACCAAGGCAACUAUAGCCACUUUAUUGCUAAAAAGUAUGGUGGUUUUAUGAAAAGGUAUGGUGGCUUCAUGAAGAAAAUGGAUGAGCUGUACCAUGUAGAACCUGAAGAUGGGGAAAAUGGGGGAGAGAUUCUUGCUAAGAAGUAUGGAGGCUUUAUGAAGAAAGAGGCUGAUACUGAUACAUCAGAUCUCCUUAGAGAGCUUUUAGCUACAAGUGGGGACCCUGAAAAUAAUGAUACACCAGAAGAGAUGAGUAAAAGGUAUGGGGGUUUCAUGAAAGGCUAUAGAAGGAGCCCAGAGGUUGAAGAUGAUACAAGAGUGUUGCAGAAGCGUUAUGGUGGCUUUAUGAGAAGAGUAGGUAGGCCUGAAUGGUGGCAGGACUACCAAAAAAGAUAUGGAGGGUUUAUGAGGCGCUUUGCUGAUUCCCUUCUCCCCUCAGAUGAAGAUGGAGAGAGCUAUUCCAAAGAAGUCCCAGAGAUGGAGAAACGAUAUGGAGGAUUUAUGAGAUUUUAACACCUUUUUUUCAAACAUAAUUGAAAAGACUGCCUCAUUGACCAUAAUUUAUUGUAAUGUGUUGCCUGCACUGUACAGUUUUUUACUGUUCUAGUUAACAAUGCAACGUGUACUCUGUAAUACCAAGGUCUGUAUUCUUUAUAAGUCAACAAAUAACGUCUGUUUGUCAAACAUUUCUAAUGUAGUUAUUAUGCUAAAAAUAUUUUUGUUACUGUAACCAUUUCUUUUAAACAGAACACAUCUACGAAUGCUUAUUGUAUAUAAAUAAAUUCUUCAUCUUAUCUGCA
Molecule: messenger RNA, 1339 nt
Organism: Bombina bombina (fire-bellied toad)
Lineage: Eukaryota; Metazoa; Chordata; Amphibia; Anura; Bombinatoridae
Gene: PENK
Product: proenkephalin
Exons: 3
Coding region: 294-1052 (252 amino acids)
Biological process (GO): neuropeptide signaling pathway; sensory perception; chemical synaptic transmission
Cellular component (GO): plasma membrane; dendrite; axon terminus
Molecular function (GO): opioid receptor binding
Source: RefSeq, a predicted model, not a curated record